Molecule: messenger RNA, 750 nt
Organism: Colletotrichum abscissum
Lineage: Eukaryota; Fungi; Ascomycota; Sordariomycetes; Glomerellales; Glomerellaceae
Exons: 4
Coding region: 1-750 (249 amino acids)
Source: RefSeq, a predicted model, not a curated record
AUGGAGCCCGACGGGAUAGGCCCCUCAUACCAGCACCACGCCGAGCAUUUUGCGCAUUCAAAAGCAAGCGCCUCGUACCCUCGAACGGCCGUCGACUGCGCUUCGCGGCACGACGGCCUUGGCUGCCCCACCCACCUCGAGAUCAACAAGGUAACCUUUCCCCCGUCUCGAGAGUCUCGCGCACCCUGCCUCGCUCCCUUCAGGGACUUCCACGACAGAGCUCGCUCUGGCCAGUUUUUGAUCCCUGACGAGAUUCCAAAGGAUCGAGAUGAACUGCGGGACGGGCAGGGAACGCCCGCUGUACUCUCGGUCCCUGCAAGAUGCCCGUGCCACGCGGUGACUAUCAUUGAUGGCUACUCGCUGGUGCAAGGGGAGUCACAAAACCCGGCCAACAUGGUUUUCCACCUUUAUCGAAGUGGUAUCAUCCGCCUCGACCGAGAAGCCAACAUGGAGAACGCUUUCCGGCCGCUCCAGGAGAAAGGAUACCAGGUAUAUAUGGACGAGAAUUCCAGACAGAACGCUGAAGCCCGGCGUUGCAUAAAAUUUCUUGGUGCAUUUCUCAGGCUCUUGGCGGAAGCAUACGAGUGCGACAUGAGCUUCUUCUUCACCACCUAUAGCAACAGCGACGGCGUCCACGUCUCCGAGGCGAAACUCAAGAUAACACAGGCGCUGGAGCAGCUUUUCAAGACUCCAUCCUGGGACGAAGCCGCAGCAAUCGUUAAGCCUUUGACACAUUUAUCUUGGGCUUGA